CAAACUUGCGCGUAUUUGACCCAGUAAGCUCUAUUGACUUUUCACACCAAAACGCAAAGAAACCGCACUUAAACUCACCCAAUUCCCAAUCCUUCCAUUCAUCCCCAUUUCCCUGUUUCACCCCAUCUUUUGAGGUAUCUAUCCUCCGUUUCUUCCAUGGCUAGAAGGGUUUUGGAUGAUGAUGAAGACCACCCAGCAUAUAAAGUGUACAAAUGUUCCGAUUGUUCACCUUCUGCUUCAGAUUGUUCCCAAGAGUGUACCCUGAUAAUUCCUGCUUCUCCUUAUUCUCCUCCUCCUGGUGUGAAAUAUCACAUGCCCGCAUAUUUCAUCUUCAUGCUAUGUCUACUCGGCGCCCUUUUCGUCAUCCUCAGCUACGUCACCAUCCUUAAACGGUUAAGCCUGAGGAAUUCCCGGAGGAGGACGACGGCUUCUCCUCCUCCGGUGGAGGAAUCCCGGCGGGAUUUUAUCGACGGGGAGCAGACCCAGCAGGUGGAUCACCCGAUUUGGUAUAUCAGAACCGUCGGCCUCCCGGACGCCGUUAUCGAGUCUAUAUCUGUUUUUAAGUAUAAAAGAGAGGAGGGUUUAACGGAAGGCACGGAUUGCUCCGUUUGCUUAACGGAAUUUCAAGAAGACGAGAGGCUCCGCCUGUUGCCUAAAUGUAGCCACGCUUUUCACGUCCCCUGCAUCGACACUUGGCUAAGGUCACACAAGAACUGCCCACUGUGUCGCGCGCCCAUAAUCACCGAAACAACAAACGUCGUCGAUGUCGAACAAGCAAACAACGUUGUCGCGCUCGCCGAUCAAGAAACACCCCAUCAAGAAAAUGAAGAGGUGAGCCCAGAAAUCAGGCCCCCAAUUGAAGCAAGAAAUCACAGAGUUGUUGUGGACGACGAGAAUGAGAAUUUUCAGCCACCCAGAAGAUCAGUGUCGAUGGAUUCCUCUUCGGCUUCAAUGAUUCGCCUCUCAGCAGCGGAGAUUGAAGCUGCGAAGAGGAAUUUCGAGAUUGGUUCCUCGAAGCCAUCUUCUUCUUCUUCUUCUGCAAGUAGAAGUUCUCGCUGGUACAGCGCAAUGAAGAGUUCUUCAUUCGGGCGGUCCCUGCAGAAAGUUCCGAUUGGUAUGAAGAGAUCAUCCUCAACUUCUAGUGGGAAGUGUUCUUUGCCAACUACAAAUAGCAGAAGCCAAGAUUUUUGAAUUUUGAGGGGAUUAAUGGAAGCACCUAUUGUAAAAUUGCAAUUUGUAUAUCAAAUCCAACUGGUUUCAGCAGGCUAACACGCAGAGAUUUAUUGUAAGCAAUGAAUUUGAGGCUCUCUGAAUCUUGAAUGCUUUUUUUAAUAAGAAGUUACAGUGAAGCAUACACUUCCAUUAACUGAUGAAAUUGGUCUUUUGUUUCCCUUUCCAUUGCAUUGUCCGUAUUUUAUGCAGUAAUUUUUGGUUUU
Messenger RNA from Ipomoea nil (Japanese morning glory), 1436 nucleotides. Its product is annotated as E3 ubiquitin-protein ligase RING1-like. Lineage: Eukaryota; Viridiplantae; Streptophyta; Magnoliopsida; Solanales; Convolvulaceae. The transcript has a single exon. Gene Ontology annotation, biological process: protein ubiquitination. The record is from RefSeq and is a predicted model, not a curated record. Gene Ontology annotation, molecular function: transferase activity. Bases 157 to 1191 code for a protein of 344 amino acids.